Messenger RNA from Closterium sp. Yama58-4, 732 nucleotides. NCBI's taxonomy places the organism in Eukaryota, Viridiplantae, Streptophyta, Zygnematophyceae, Desmidiales, Closteriaceae. The record is from the annotation of a GenBank genome assembly.
AUGGCACCAUCUCUCGAGCAGCUUGACGUUCGAGCCGACCUCAACCGUUUCUCUGAGGGAAAUUUCUACGCGUGGCGCACAGAGAGCGGUGAAUGGACGGCGCCUGUGUUUCCCAAGCUCAAGGUACUUCAGCUACUGGGCAACUCAGGUCCCUCUUCCUACAUUGAAAUGUCGCUCUUCCCUGCCCUGGAACACGUGGCGCUUGCUGGCAGUCGCCACGUGGCCUGGAAGGUGGAGAGUGGCUUUUCUGCCAACCUGCGCUUCCUGCACCUGGACCGUGCAAAGCUGUCGGGGUAUGACUCUGACCGCCACCUGACGCAGCUGACCGCCCUCACCACUCUGGUGGUGGACAAUGCUGACUGCCGGGACUUCCUAGCAUGCCUCUCCUGCUUCUCCUCCCUGCACACCCUCCGCCUCUCCAACAUCACCAGAGGCCUCUCUGAGCCCUAUCUCACGUGCCCGCCUCACCUCGCCACGCUUCAGAUCUGUCGCUGCGACCUGCCGCACCUCCCAUCCUCACUGCUCAAAUUCUCCCACCUCACUCGUCUCGACCUCCUCCACUGGCGCCGCUUGCACUCUCUCCCGCCUUUCCUCUCCGCCUUCACGUCGCUCCUCCAUUUCAAAGUUACCUGCGAUGGCCCCAUGCCCCACGUGCCUCCGUGCCUGGAAGAAUUUCUCCAAGGGAAGGGAUGGUAUGAGCAUUCGCCGUGUGAUGGGAGCUUUGAGGAUUGA